GAUCUGUAACUUUCAACCGUGCCUCUGGGGAAGCACUGGUGCAAUAAUUGGGAAAUCAUCAGCACAAGCAAGCUGUGGAGCUCUUCCUGACCUCAUAAACUAAAGGCCUAACCGAGUACAGCCAAGUGUUGCACACCCUGCAAUGGAUCACUCAGAUGGCAAGAACAAAGUUAAAGUUGCAGUGGUGGGAGGAGGUUUGGUUGGCGCUUUAAAUGCCUGCUUCUUUGCCAAAAGAGGUUUUCAAGUUGAGCUUUAUGAAUCUAGAGAAGAUAUUCGAAGAGCCAAAGUGGUCAAAGGGAGAAGUAUUAACCUGGCUCUUUCUCACAGAGGUCGAGAAGCUUUGGAAGCUGUCGGAAUGGAAGAUAAGGUGGUGUCAAAAGGGAUCCCCAUGCAUGGAAGAAUGAUACACUCUCCGAGUGGGAAAAGAUCACCAAUCUUCUACGGCAAGAAAGGACAGUACAUCCUGUCUGUGGACAGAGCCAACCUCAAUAAGGAACUCUUGUCUGCGGCUGAGGGUUAUCCUAACACUAAGAUGAACUUUGGACACAAGCUACUGGAUUGGAAUUUGGAAUCUGGGGCAAUGACAUUUCUUAGGUCAGAUGGCUCAAAAGAAGAAAUGGUGUGUGACCUCAUUGUGGGUUGUGAUGGGGCCUUUUCAGCCAUCAGAAAGCAGUUCAUGCGUCAAAGCCGGUUUAAUUACAGCCAGACGUACAUUCCACAUGGUUAUAUGGAACUCACAAUACCUCCAAAAAAUGGCGAUUUUGCCAUGGAACCAAACUACCUCCACAUCUGGCCAAGGAACACCUUCAUGAUGAUAGCUCUACCAAACUUAGACAUGACUUUUACCUGCACCCUUUUCAUGCCUUUCGAAGAGUUUGAGAAAAUCACUACUCCAGAACAAGCCAUGGAAUUUUUUGAGAGAUACUUCCCAGAUGCUAUUCCUCUCAUUGGAAUGGCGGCCCUGAGAAAGGAUUUUUUCCGCCUGCCACCGCAGGCCAUGGUGUCAGUGAAGUGCUCUUCGUAUCACAUUGGAACCAAGUGUGUGCUAAUGGGAGAUGCAGCCCAUGCUGUGGUGCCCUUUUAUGGGCAGGGCAUGAAUGCGGGCUUUGAAGAUUGUCUUGUUUUCAAUGAUUUAAUGGAUCAAUAUAACAAUGAUUUCAGUAGAGUUCUUCCAGAAUUUUCGAGACUUCGAGUGCCUGACGACCAUGCUAUAGCAGACCUCGCUAUGUACAACUAUAUUGAGAUGCGUGCACAUGUUAAUUCCAAGUGGUUCCUGUUCCGAAAAUAUCUUGAUAUGGUUCUUCAUUUUCUUAUGCCUAAUACCAUAAUCCCUCUAUACACUAUGGUUACAUUCACCAGAAUCAGGUACCAUGAAGCAGUAAAUCGAUGGCAAUGGCAGAACAAGGUGAUCAACCGAGGCCUGGUAUUGUGUGCUGUGGCAUCAGUAACAGGUGGCGCAUACAUGCUUGUCAAGUACUGUCCCCGUGUUCCUAGCGUUCAGCUGCAUCAGCUGUGGAGCAGGGCUCAGACCCUGAAGCUUUUCUAGCAUCGCCACCAAGGUGAUCCUCAGAUAUCAGUGCCUCAGGGCAGAUGAAUUUAAAUCACUGUAACCAUGAAGGGCAUCGAAACAAGUAUGCCAAACGAUUUCACAGGCUGUUUGGGUGAGAAACAGAACUAUUGCCAUUGAUUUUCUAAUUUAAGAAUGUAGUGCUUUGAAUAAUUUAAAAUGUCACAAUUUGCUGUUUUAUAAAAAGAAAAUAUAAUGUGGCCCUGGGUGCAGUGAUUUUUGUCAUAUAGUGUACAGUCACUUAUACACAGUUACUGUAAAUUGUGCACACAAACAGUAGGGCAAGGAGAUGCCUGAUUGUGUAGCAGAAUUUCAGAAUUCUCUGAAAGAGAUCAGAUACGAAAUACUGUACUUGAUAAACCUUGACAAUAUUGUCCUCAUUGCUGUUAUUCUCACAGCAAAUUUGAUUUCAAGUGAAAUGUAAAUGUAAUUAGGACCUUUGUUUGUAAACAAAACACUAAUAAAACCGUCAGAAUGCAGAAAUUUAAAUCUGUAUUAAUCUAAUAAACACCAGAAAAGCGCAAUAAAAGGGUUAAAUAUUGUA
Molecule: messenger RNA, 2111 nt
Organism: Lepisosteus oculatus (spotted gar)
Lineage: Eukaryota; Metazoa; Chordata; Actinopteri; Semionotiformes; Lepisosteidae
Gene: kmo
Product: kynurenine 3-monooxygenase
Biological process (GO): quinolinate biosynthetic process; L-tryptophan catabolic process
Cellular component (GO): mitochondrial outer membrane
Molecular function (GO): FAD binding; kynurenine 3-monooxygenase activity
Source: RefSeq, a predicted model, not a curated record